AUGGCAACUAAAAGCAUUUCACGUUGCAAGAUUUUACUUAUUGGCGAUUCCGGUGUUGGUAAAACAUCUCUUUUAAAUCAGUUCAGUGAUCAUACAUUUAGUGAAACUUUCAUUCCCACUAUCGGGAUCGAUUUUAGAAGCCAAAUGAUCACCCAUGCUGAAAAAGAAAUUAAAUUACAAAUUUGGGAUACAGCUGGCCAAGAACGAUAUCGUAGUCUCACAGGUUCAUACUUUAAAGAUGCUCAUGCUGUCAUGAUAGUUUUUGAUGUUACUAAACAAGAAUCAUUUGAUAAUAUCAAGAUGUGGUUAGAAGAAAUCAAUACGAAUGCAACUACUGAUGUUAACAUAGUAUUAGUUGGCAAUAAAUGUGAUUUAGCAUCUGAGCGAGUCGUUGACUAUGCGAAAGCUAAAGAACUUGCUGAUUCAUUACAUAUUUCAUAUAUGGAAGCAUCCGCGAAAGACUCAAGUAAUGUCGAGCAGAUAUUUCAGAUGUUGACCACUGAAAUUCUUUCAAAUAAUGAGUCACCCACAGUACAGACCACAAAUGCGGAAGAAAAAUCUGCUACUAAACCAGUCGAAAACACGGCAACAAUUGAUUCGGAUUACGAUCUUCUGUUGAAAUUACUACUUAUCGGUGAUUCAGGCGUUGGCAAGUCAUCGUUAUUGAAGCGCUUUUCCGAUAAUAUUUUCACGGAAAGCUUCUUACCAACGAUUGGAGUUGAUUUCAAAAUUCGUACGUUAAAUCACAAUGGAAAAAACAUAAAAUUACAAAUUUGGGACACAGCAGGACAAGAAAGAUUUCGUACUAUCACAGCUUCUUAUUAUCGUGGUGCACAGGGUAUUAUCCUCGUUUUUGAUCUUACGGAUCUUGAAUCGUUCGACAAUAUCAAAAAAUGGCUAACAGAAAUUGAACGCAAUGGACAUGAAGAUGUCAAAAAGCUAUUAGUUGGUAAUAAAUGUGAUUUGACAGCUGAGAAAGUUGUUGAUUAUGGAAAAGCUAAAAAAUUCGCUGAUUCAUUACACAUUCCAUAUAUUGAAACAUCGGCAAAAGACUCGAAUAAUGUUGAACAAACAUUCAAAGACAUGAUUGAUCCGAUCAUGGCGAGUAUGUUAUCAUCUAAAUCAAAAAAUACCAAUAUCAAUGUGAGUGCCAAAGAAAAAUCAUCGAAAAACUCAAGUAGUAGUUUUUGUUAA
Molecule: messenger RNA, 1194 nt
Organism: Rotaria socialis
Lineage: Eukaryota; Metazoa; Rotifera; Eurotatoria; Philodinida; Philodinidae
Source: the annotation of a GenBank genome assembly